Molecule: messenger RNA, 3146 nt
Organism: Aquila chrysaetos chrysaetos
Lineage: Eukaryota; Metazoa; Chordata; Aves; Accipitriformes; Accipitridae
Gene: COG2
Product: component of oligomeric golgi complex 2
Exons: 22
Coding region: 1-2808 (935 amino acids)
Biological process (GO): Golgi organization; protein transport; intra-Golgi vesicle-mediated transport
Cellular component (GO): membrane; COG complex
Source: RefSeq, a predicted model, not a curated record
AUGGGGUACCUCACUGGCCCUCUUCCCCAUGAUCUCUGCCAGCGGCAGACAGCUUUAAAUCGCCUCUCAACUGUUUAUGUCCUAGAAGAAAAAGCAGAAUCUGGCUAUUUUUCUGGCAUUUCUAGAAAUCAGGCAGCCCCUGGCAGAUGGCUGGUGGUGCACGAGCAGAUUGACUGGAGAGACAAGCGAUACAUUGAUGGAGAUAUCAUUUUAGGAAGCUGCCCAGGAGGUCUGGGGGUUCUCCAGCCCAGCGCACUGCUGCAACGCCACCGAACCCACACCCGUCAGGUCCAGGGAGUCUUCUCCACCCUUGCCAGCGGAGCAGCCGGCAGAGCUACAGUGGAUGCGCCCUUACAACUCUUCGAUCCCUGCCGCGCCCCCGCCAGCCCCGGCCCGGUGCCGCCUGCAGGGCCGCUGGGAGCCCUCCAGGGGGCGCUACCGCGGCGGCGUGCGGCCGCGGCGCCUCUCUUGGCGCACUCGGUGGCCUGCUGUCCGGUGCCGUGUUGGCGGAGGAGGCGUUGCUGUGGUAGCGGCGGGUACUGCCGCCGCCUUGGGCCUGCCGGGCCGGGGCCGGGGCCGGGGCCGGUCGUGGAGGCGAAGAAGAUGAACCUGCCGCGGGGCCCUGAGAACCUCUGCUUUGACAAGGACGAGUUCAUGAAGCCGGAUUUUGAUGUUGAUCACUUUGUAUCAGACUGCAGGAAACGUGUGCAGUUGGAAGAGCUCAGAGAGGAUCUGGAGCUCUAUUACAAACUCCUUAAAACUGCUAUGGUGGAACUCAUAAAUAAGGACUAUGCAGAUUUUGUUAAUCUCUCAACAAAUCUAGUUGGCAUGGACAAGGCUCUUAAUCAGCUUUCAGUACCCUUGGGACAGUUAAGGGAAGAAGUUAUGAGUCUUAAGUCAUGUGUCAGUGAAGGAAUUCAAGCAGUAGAUGACCGGAUGGCUAAACAAGAAGAUAUUAGAAGAAAAAAGAUGUGUGUCCUGAGACUUAUUCAUGUUAUUCAGUCUGUUGAGAAAAUUGAGAAGAUUCUACAUUCCCAAGGCACUAAAGAAUUGUCCUCGUUAGAGGGAAACAGCCCACUUUUAACUGGACAAGUUUUAGAGAGAAUUGCCACAGAAUUUAAUCAACUACAAUUUCACGCAGUACAAAGCAAAGGAAUGCCCCUUUUGGACAAAGUGAGACCACGUAUAGCUGGAAUAACAGCUAUGUUGCAGCAGUCUCUGGAAGGGCUGCUCUUGGAAGGCCUUCAAACUUCAAAUGUUGACAUAAUACGUCACUGUCUUCGCACUUAUGCAACAAUUGACAAAACACGAGAUGCAGAGGCAUUAGUUGGUCAAGUGCUUGUAAAACCUUACAUAGAUGAGGUGAUUGUGGAACAGUAUGUUCAAUCUCAUCCUAAUGGUCUUCAAGCUAUGUACAAUAAACUAUUGGAGUUUGUUCCUCAUCAUUGCCGUCUCUUGCGUGAAGUAACAGGGGGAGCUAUUUCAAGUGAAAAAGCAGAUAUUGUUCCUGGAUAUGAUUUCUUAGUGAAUUCAGUGUGGCCAGAAAUAGUACACGGUUUAGAAGAGAAAUUGCCAUCGCUGUUUAACCCUGGAAACCCAGAUGUGUUUCAUGAGAAGUACACUACUAGUAUGGAUUUCGUACGGAAAUUUGAACGACAGUGUGGCUCCCAGGCCAGUGUGAAACGGUUAAGAUCUCAUCCUUCUUACCACAGCUUUAACAACAAAUGGAAUUUGCCUGUAUAUUUUCAAAUAAGAUUCAGAGAAAUAGCAGGGGCCUUAGAAGAAGCACUUUCAGAUACGUUAGAGGAAGCACCAGCUGGCAGCUCAUACUGUCUUUUGGCCACUCACAUGGUCUGGACGAGUCUUCUGAAGUGCUGGUCAGAUCAAAUGUUUUUACCGUUAUUAGCACACCGUCUGUGGAAACUUAGUCUGCAAAUUUUGGCACGCUACUCUGUGUUCGUUGGUGAGGUUUCUGUAAGGCCCAUUUCCAGUGAGAAUAUGAAGGAAAGCAAAAAAUCAGUGCCAGUUGGUAGAAAGGAAUCUUCUGUAAGCCUCAACUCUAGUGAGGACCAAGGGAACGGGGCUUCUCCAGAAAGUCAGCCAUUGCCUUCUAUAUCUAGUACUCAGUUGGUAUAUGUUGCUGCAGAUCUGGACAAACUCCAGGAUCAGAUUCCUGAUAUCUUAGAAAUGAUUAAACCAAAACUUGAAAUGAUUGGCUUCAAGAAUGUAUCUUGUAUUGCAGGAGCCUUGGAAGACUCAAAGACUUCUUUAUCAGCCUGCAUGCCUACCUUGAAUAACAGGAUUAUCCAGGAUCUCAGUGAGUCCUCCUUCGCUUCCCUGAAGAGUGCACUGGAAGUUCCAAGACUAUAUAGGAGAACCAACAAGGAGGUGCCAACUAAAGCUUCACCUUAUGUUGAUAGUGCUCUUAAGCCCUUCUACCGGCUACAGAAUGAAUACAAAGAUACAUUGAAGCAGCCCAUGGUUCAUCAGUGGUUGGAAGGUGCCCUCUCUGAAAGCACACAAAAGUAUUAUGAAACUGUAUCUGAUGUGCUAAGUUCUGUUAAGAAAAUGGAAGAGAGCCUAAAAAGGUUGAAGCAAGCCAGAAGAACUACAACUUCAAAUCCUGUUGGUACAAAUGGGGGCAUGAGUGAUGAUAACAAAAUCCGACUACAGCUGGCUCUAGAUGUUGAGUAUUUUGGAGAACAAAUACGAAACAUGGGACUGGAAACAAGCAGCAUAAAAAGCUUUUCAGCCCUUACAGAGCUGGUUCUAACUGCCAAGGAUCAGGCUACAGCAGAACAAUCCUAGACGUUUUUGAAAGCAUGUGAUUGAAGAUAAACAAUGUCCCUAAAAGAAAGAGAGAGAAUUUAACUCUUCUUUAUUUUACCAAAUAAGUAGCAAUGAAGUGCUUCCUAAUGUAUCUCGAGCAACAAAUCAGUGGAUCUUCUGUCAAGAUAGGCUUGUUUCACCAAAAGACUGAGAAUUUACCAUAGUUUUCCAUUAUAUGGAAAGCAAUCAAAAGUUCUAAACUUUCUACUAUAGAAUAAAAGUGGAAGAAAAUGGUUUUUUAUUUUUGUUGUACAUCUUAAAAUGUAGAAGAAUGAACUUAUAUGAUGAAAAUAACAUGUAAUAAAUUGUCUUCCUAA